GUGCUGCCCUGUUACAGGUAUCGAGUACAAGUGCAUGCCAACAACAAUGCGCGCAUUGUGCAUUUGUUUUUCGCUUUAAAAAACAAUAAAAAUUGUACAUAUCGUGCGUGCACAAUAUAUGUAAACUGACUGUAGGGUGCAUAUAACAGUGAACAAUAAUGGGUGCCGAGAGACAAUAAUAUUAAUAAGUGAAAAACAAACAAAAAGUGAAUCAGAACACACGCACACAUAUUCAAAGCAAAGCAUAUACUGGCACACACGUACAUACACCUGCAACCCGCAACACCCGCUCGCUCUAAAACCAGAAAUAAGUGCAAGUGAAGCAGCAGCGACGGCCACAAACAGACAGCAUAAGCAAUUGGGGAAAAAUAGCUGCAGCAAAGCAGAAAGAAAGGGAACAAACGUGACAACGAGAAGCAAAAGUGGAAGUGCAGCUCCACCCCCAAUUUGGUACUGCAGCAGCAGCAGCAACAGCAACAUCAACAACAUCAGUCACAUUCGAGCCAUGGCGCAGCUCUAUCAACAAUAAAACAACAACAGCAACGAGGCGCACGCUUCGCUGCCCUCGCGACAGCAUUUCAAGCUUCGUCGGCGCUGCGCUGCGUUUGGAAAUAAUUAGACUCCACUUUAGUAGCAAUUUUCUGGCAGCAGCAGCAGCAACAAAAGAACAAAAAAGAAAAAGAAAAAAAUCGAAAACAAAAAUUAAUUAAUUUCAUAUAUCCAAAAUGGAGCUGAAAGUUUGGGUUGAGGGCAUACAGCGUAUUGUUUGUGGUGUAACGGUAAACACGACCUGCCAGGAUGUCGUUUUUGCCUUGGCUCAUGCCACAGGCAAAGUGGGUCGCUUUACGCUAAUCGAACGCUGGCGCAAUAAUGAGCGACAUCUUGCGCCCAAUGAGAAUCCGAUGAAGCUGCUGCUCAAAUGGGGCGAGUAUGCAAAUGAUGUGCAAUUUAUAUUGCAGCGAUCCGAGAACAAGCAGCAACAACAGCAGCAGCCCACGCCACAGCAACAGCAGCAACAACAACAACAACAACAACAGCAGCAGUCUAAUAACAACUAUGCAGUCAUGACUACAAAAAAGCCGCUGGGCCCCAGCAAUAACAACAACAGUAUUGAGAGCAAAUUGCCGCCGCCGCCACCAUUACAGAAACAAAAGUCGAGCGUAGAACUGGGAUAUCGAACAAAAGAGCUGAAAAAAAGUUUUGGCGGCUAUGAUGCCAAACAAUUCGACAACAUUGGCAUAGUUAAAGGCAUACCACAGCAGCAGCAGCAGCAACAGCUACAACAACAGCAGCAGCAACAAUUGCUGCCGCAAUCCAACAAAGCGGUGCCAUUACUGCCCAAGCAUGAGAAAUCUCUCUCAAAUCCAUUGGACAUGAGCAGUAGUAGCAGCAGCAAUGCGAACGCUUCAAAUGAUUACACCGAUUUCUACAACAACAAUAACAACAACAACAUCAAUGCCAACAACAACAACAAUCAACACAUUUACAGUCAGCUGAGCAAAUCCAGCAAUGAACUGCGACGCGCUAGUCCGAAUGAAUAUAUCAACAGCAACAGCAACAACAACAACAACAAUAGGAAUGAGCAUCUAUGCGAUAUUUAUGUCAAUAGCAACAUUAGCAGCAACAACAACAAUAACAAUAACAACUCACCAGAGCUGUACAAGCAAACGCCCACGAUUUCAUCAAAUGGUGCCCUGGUGCCACCGCCUUAUCGUGAUCCUCCGCCACCUCGCAACAGUCCCAUGUGCCAGAUGCCUCGCUUGCCACCCAGCAGCAGCGCUGCUGAGACCAUAUCCAAUACAUCCUCUACAACAAAUCCAUUUCUCAGCGACUACGAGGCGCACAGCAACAACAACAACAACAAUAAUAAUAACAAUGCGAGUCAUCAGUGCAUGGAUGAGGGCGAGAGCAUGUUUCAAGCCACGCAAUAUAAUGAUCUGUUGCAGUUAAUCAAGUUUCAGCGCGAGAAAAUUACCGCACAACAAUUGGAGCUGCAAAAGUUUGAUUCGGAAAUCGUUUUUCUGGAGAGCAGAGAGCGUGAUCAUGCGAUUGAAUUGGAAGUCAUAUCAAGAGAAAUAUCUAAAGCGGAUCAAAUAUUUCGUCAAGGCAGCGAACAGUUGCAAACACUGCAAUAUGUUGAGGAAGAGAACGAACUGGUCAAGCAGCAGGAGAAGACGCUUAAGUCAGAAAUCGCAUUGCUUCGCUCCAAGCUGGCUAAUUGUGAGACUGAACUGCUGCAGUGCAAAAACAAAAUGCGUUUGCUGAUGGACGACAUUGAACUGGAACAGCAGCAGCAGAACAACAGACAAACUGUGGAACGUGACUUCCUUAUGGAAAUGGAGCGAAUACAAAGUGAUAUUGAUCAGGCACUGCACAACACGGACACAUCGAACAAAACGGCUGAUAAUCUCAAAAAGGAGUUGCUCAUGAUAGAGCAUGCCAUUGCCGACAAGAAGCGACAGGUGGAGCAGCUUGUCAACGAAAUGAAGGAGGUAAAUCUACAAAGCCUGACCGUAACCACCACCGAGGAGAUCAAGCAUCUGCUUGAAGGACCCAACAAACAGGGCAGUAGUCGUCGCAUUAUCGGCUCACCGCGACAGUUGGAGACGGCUGUGCCCACCAGCAAGAACCCUCACGGAGUUUGGGUUUAAGCGACAGCAUAAACAUUGAAAUGCAACGAAAUAUUUUUUACACUCAAACAAUUUGGGGGAACAAAAGACAAAAGAUAAGGAAAUGAUUCACAUAUCUAUUAUGCAUGCAGCGCGAACUCUAAAUAUAUAUUUAUAUAUAAAUAUCACAAUAUUUGCAAAGGACACAAAUUUACAACGAUAAAGUGCAUAUUUUUCUUCGAAAACAAAAACAAAUUAAUGAAAUGAAAACAAAAACACCUUAUGGAUCUCUUCAAGCAAUGUUAAUUGUUACAAAUUUUUAGACACAGCCCACACAAUAAUAUUUUAUUAGUGCACAAACAAAUUUCGCAAAACUUUUAUAACGUUCAUUUAACUAGAUGAAUUUUAAGAUAAUCACAUGCCCACAAAUUUAUGUUUAUAAUUUAAUUGUACUUAAUCUUUUGUGCUAUAACUAAUGAAUCGUUUAACUUUUAACUUUGAAACAUACUUAAUGAAUAGAACAUAUUAUGUUGCUAGUCUAUAAAAUUUAUUUCAAUCAUUCUCCAUACGCCAUUAGAUAUCGAAAAUUGUUGCAAUAAUUGAAUCUAAACGAAACUGUAAAACACGCCUUGAUUUAACAUUUAAGUUGUGCUGUUAGUGAUUGAUAACCCAUUCCAUUCUAAAUAGAAUUAUAUUUAUAAUUAUUAUUAAAUAUGUACUUAGCACUUAGCGCAGCUUUAGCAAAGGAACAAAUUAGCAAUUGCUUUGUUGUCAACUGUUUCCGCGUGGAAAGUGUUUAGAAAACGCUUAACUAUAGUCGAAAAUUGCGAAAUGUGUUAAACAAUUAGUACUUAACGCAUAUUUGUAGCUUUUUUUGCAAAAUGCAUUCCGAUUUUAUAUAAUUAUAGAAACAUUCAAUAUUAAAAGAAAACAUUUAUAGCAAAAGCAUUUUUUGCUUAGGGCUAUGUCACAGCAAUAUACAUACUAUAUGUUUAUAAUACAUAAGUAAAUAACUAAUAAUUCAACUAAAGACACAAAAAUUUUAGAACAAAUUCUAAUUGCAUUAUAACUAUUAGCUAAUAAAUAAAACAGUUUUUAUAA
Drosophila mojavensis is the source of this 3710-nucleotide messenger RNA. RefSeq lists its product as uncharacterized. The record is from RefSeq and is a predicted model, not a curated record. The transcript is spliced from 5 exons. Gene Ontology annotation, biological process: signal transduction. NCBI's taxonomy places the organism in Eukaryota, Metazoa, Arthropoda, Insecta, Diptera, Drosophilidae. The coding region runs from base 726 to 2651 and encodes 641 amino acids.